CUUCUGCAGGACCACCAUGCCUCCAUCUUCAACCUUAAAGAGUCUUCUUACCAUCUGUGUCCUCGCUGUCUGGGUUUCCAGCAUUGUAGAGAGUUAUAAAUGUACAAGCUGCUCUAUUAAUGCAUGUAGUGCUGACACGCGAAGAACGUGUGAAACCUCUCAAAGCUGCUUUGGAUAUAAGCAAGAAUUAAGGACAUCAGGGAAGCUCUUACAAUAUGUCGAGGAGAGAGGCUGUUCUUCCAGCAAGUGUGUCCCAAGGACCUUCUCAGCAACACUGGGCAAUAAUCAAACAUUUGGUUACAACCACCAAUGCUGCCAAGAUGAGCUCUGCAACCAACGGGACUUCCAAGUGCCUCAGAAGUCCUUACUACCCAAUGGCAUUAAGUGUCCUGCCUGCUACAAUGUGUAUGACAUUUCCUGUGACCCAGUUCUUCUUGACUGCACUGGUGCAGAGACAAAGUGUGUGGAAGUUAUUGGCAUAGAUGGCUAUAUAUUUAUGAUUUUUGCCAUGGGUUGUGCUACUGAAACAGCCUGCAAUUUGAAGAAUGUAACUAUAUUGAAUAACAUAAAAAUCCGUACUUACUGUAGAGAAAAAAGCAAUGGAAACCCUCACUGA
Molecule: messenger RNA, 616 nt
Organism: Lutra lutra (Eurasian river otter)
Lineage: Eukaryota; Metazoa; Chordata; Mammalia; Carnivora; Mustelidae
Product: protein RoBo-1-like
Exons: 5
Coding region: 17-616 (199 amino acids)
Source: RefSeq, a predicted model, not a curated record